AUGGAUGAGCUUCGGAAGUGCCAAUACCCAAUUUCCAAACGUUCCUUGAAGUCCUUUGCUUCUACUUCAGCACCUUCGAAAAAGCCUGGUCGCAAAACAAAAGUGCACAAUCAGAGUUUGAUUGAUUUGGUAAAGCAGCAACUUCAGCAGUAUGUCAAAGAGUCCGAGCGUGUCGUUGUCAUUGGGCGAGGAACGAGUCGAAAAAUGGCUUUGGCGCAGCACCUGACCAAGAAGAGGUACCGCAUUUACAUGGAGGAGCCUUCCCUGCACAGGGCUAUGUCAUGGACGGUUUUCCACCGCAUUCUGAAACUGCACUUCCCGUAUGUCAAGAACCCCAGGCGCCGCACAGAUGUUUGCUCACAUUGCAAACACUUGGAAACAGGUCUCCUACCCAAAGCCUUGCGAGCUAUGGACAAGAACAGGAAACAACUGACAGCCAUUUGGCCCGACUACUUCCGUGCAUUUGAUGCUUCCACAGUCGUUCAAGGCAAGAAAAAGGAUCCCGACAAGUUCCCUUUCUUGGCACGCUUCGUUUCCUAUGUCAACCGUCAAAACUUCGAUGCGAUGAACAACUCGGAACGGCAGCAGGCGCUGACAGGAUCAGAAAAGUUGUCUUUGCAUAUGGCGGAAGCCGCCACAGUUCACGAGAUGAAAGCUCAUGUUGAGUUAGUGGAAGCUUACAGGUGGCAUCAGAUUUCCGCUCGUAGGCAAGAUGCGGCUCUUACCUCCCGCGUUUCUGGAACGGGUUUGGGCAUGAACGAAGCGCUUCUUCAAGUAGACUUCAAGGAGAACGUCCGUUACCCGCUGAGUACUCACACAGAGCUGUACAUCUUGAUCAUUUCAGAGGUCUUGGACCACGACGCCCAAAUGGGUAAUAUGAUGAUCAACGAAGCCUUGUCGAGACUUUAUGGCUCGUUUGUGAUUGUGGCCCUCACUUUCGUUCCUUUGAGAAUGCAGCCCACUUUCUCUACACUUUGGAAGCUCGGACUUGAAUUUGGCGCCACAUUGUUCUUUAUGGUCAGUGUGAUAGAUCCCUGCAUUGAGUUCCUAGCCAAGGUCGGCCUUCUAAGCAUCAGAAUAAACGUGCUUUACCUGGUGGAACAGCACGGAAAGGGCGCCUGCGAUCGUCUAUUUGGAUGGACCCGCGCAUGGUUGACUCGCUUCAUUCAGAAAAGCCCUGUCUACAAAAUCGCGGACUUGUUGAAAUGCUAUGAAGACGGGAGCCGAGACAUGAUGCGAGAGGAUCCAAACGGCCCGGCUUUCUUGAGUUCCAUUUUUGACCCAG
Messenger RNA from Symbiodinium necroappetens, 1285 nucleotides. The record is from the annotation of a GenBank genome assembly. NCBI's taxonomy places the organism in Eukaryota, Dinophyceae, Suessiales, Symbiodiniaceae.